AUGAAAAACUCAAUAAUACUAGUAAUUCUAAGUGCAGUAGUGUUACAGAAAGUGCAAGCUUUUGAUGUAGAUGAACAUGGAUAUAUUCUCUAUUGUCCUUGCAUGGGUCGAUUUGGGAAUCAGGCUGAUCAUUUUUUGGGUGCGUUUGGAUUUGCUCACGGGUUAAAUCGAACACUUGUACUGCCACCCUGGGUGGAGUAUCGGAAGGGGGAAGCCAAAUCUAUUCAGGUUCCGUUCGAUGCGUACUUUCAAGUCGAGCCCCUGUUGGAAUAUCACAAAGUGAUAACGAUGGAAACAUUUAUGGAAAACAUAGCCCCAUCGGUGUGGCCCACCGAGGAAAGGACUUCGUUUUGCUAUAUGGAACGAAUGGGGCUUGAUGGGAAAACAGACGGCGGCUGUAAUGCGAAAAGUGGAAAUCCGUUCGGUCCGUUUUGGGACACAUUUGAUGUAGAUUUUGUUAAGUCGGAAUUUUUUGGACCAAAGCUGAAUUAUGACGUAUACCACCACGACAUGGCUAGCAAAUGGAAUGAGAGGUAUCCGGCGGAAGAGUGGCCUGUUAUCGCUUUUACAGGAGCACCAGCCAGUUUCCCGAUUCAGCUGGAAAAUCGCGAGUUACAUAAAUAUUUGAAAUGGUCAACAACAGUUAGCGAUGCGGCUCGUGAUUUCAUUAAAAAUUCGCUGCCUAAAGGAGCUUUCAUGGGAAUCCAUUUACGAAAUGGAAUCGAUUGGGUGCGAGCUUGCGAUCAUAUCAAAGAUAGUCCGAACCUAUUCUCCUCACCUCAGUGCCUUGGUUAUCGCAAUGAAAAAGGAUUACUCACACUAGACAUGUGCCUACCCUCUAAGGACGUAAUCAUACGUCAAAUCAAACGCCAAAUAAAGAAUCACAAGGAAUCGCACAAAAGCAACGAGAUCAAGUCUGUCUUCGUUGCUUCGGACGGAAAUCACAUGAUUCAUGAUUUGAACGAAGCUUUAAAACGAAUGGACGUCGUGGCGGUCAGGCUGCCCGAGAAUAACCCACAUCUGGAUUUAGCAAUCCUCGGGAUGUCUAAUCAUUUCAUCGGCAACUGUGUGUCAUCCUAUUCGGCCUUCGUGAAACGGGAACGCGACGCUAAGGGAUUUCCGUCCUCAUUUUGGGCUUUCCCCGCGGAGAAGCACUUACCGAAGACGACAAAAGCCAGUUCGGCGGCGGCUCACGAAGAACUGUGAUGGGACGGCGGAAUCAUUGAAAGAAAUUGACAAACCCGGCGGGAAAAACGCGUUGGCCUAGGUUUUUUGUUUGUUUUCUUGCUCUGUUGAGGUGGUCGAAAUAAUAAAACAAAAAGUGUGGCUUACGUAGGUAACCGCGUGCUAACGUUAACCGCUGCCUCCGCUGCGGUACAAAAUACAUACACUUGUAUCACCGUUCAUGGGUGCCCUUCGCGGUACGUUUCGCCAGCUCCGGCAGUUUUAAAUGCGAUAAUGUGUCUGUUUUGACAAAACUAUUACGAACAGAUAUAGGGAGGCCACACAGUCAGUACAUUAUACUACAGUGCGAUAAGCGUGUUCCUCUUGAAUGAUUCUCAUAUAUUUAAUUGAAAGUAAGUUGUGGCAGCCGCAGCCGGUUUAUUAAAUUUUAAUAACGUGGUAUUUUUUACUGCUUUAACUUAUAAUUACCGCUGUUUUUGGAAACAAUGUAGUAUUUUCUUUUAAUUUAAUUUUUAGUCAGUGUAUAUAAUUUUAUUAAGACGCUAUGGCAGAAUAAUUAUUGCGAAUUUCGAACAGGAACUCUGUAAGAAAUGGUCAUUUAAGUAAUGACGAUUAUAUCUGUCAUUCUAGCAUAUGUUUCCAAAGUUUAACAUUACUUUGUAAUAUUUGUCAAGUCAGCUAAAUAAAGGUAUGGAACUUGA
Molecule: messenger RNA, 1886 nt
Organism: Sabethes cyaneus
Lineage: Eukaryota; Metazoa; Arthropoda; Insecta; Diptera; Culicidae
Product: GDP-fucose protein O-fucosyltransferase 1
Exons: 2
Coding region: 1-1206 (401 amino acids)
Biological process (GO): protein O-linked glycosylation via fucose; Notch signaling pathway
Molecular function (GO): peptide-O-fucosyltransferase activity
Source: RefSeq, a predicted model, not a curated record